AUGAAUAAUUUAAUUAAAGGUAUUUCAAAUGUAACAUUAAGAUGUGUUUCACAAACAUCAGCAACAUCAACCUCAUUAUUUUAUAUACCAAGUAUUACAAGAUGUUUAACAAAAAAAUGUUAUGGUAAUAAAUCAACAACAAUUUUAAAUAGUAGAAUUAAUAAUAAUAACAAUGUCAAUAUUAGACAACAAUCAACAACAGCAGCAAGUACAAAUAUUUUUCAACAAGCAUUAAAAGAAACUAAACAAGAACAAGGUGAAGAGAAAGUUAAAGUCGAAGAUAAUAAAAUAGUUAGAGUAUCACUCCAAAAAUUAGGUUAUAGUGAAUGGAAAUUAAUGGCAUUAUUCAAAGCACUUAGUGGUCUAAGUCUUAGAGAAGCCAUGGCUCAAUUAUCAUUCACUGAACACAGUCCAUCAAAAAAACUUAGAGGUCUUAUUAAACAUGCUGCACACGUUGCAGAGAAUAUUAAAGGAAUGGAUCCAGAACGUUUAAUUAUUAGUCAAAUUUGGGCAGGUCGUUCAUUUUACAAAAGAAGUAUUAUGUGGAAAGGUAGAGGCCAAGGUUCUACUAUUCGUAAACCAUUCUGUCAUGUCUCUGUAGAAAUUAAAGAAUCAGAAUUUAAAGAUGGUGAAAAGAAAGUUGGUAAAUUUGGUAAAACUAAUAAAACUUUCUCUAAAUAUGAUGGUAAUUUUGAUCAUACUAAAGAAUAUUAA
Messenger RNA from Dictyostelium discoideum AX4, 714 nucleotides. It is a transcript of the gene mrpl22, whose product is annotated as ribosomal protein L22, mitochondrial. Gene Ontology annotation, molecular function: structural constituent of ribosome. Gene Ontology annotation, cellular component: ribosome; mitochondrion; large ribosomal subunit. The record is from RefSeq and is a predicted model, not a curated record. NCBI's taxonomy places the organism in Eukaryota, Evosea, Eumycetozoa, Dictyosteliales, Dictyosteliaceae. The coding region runs from base 1 to 714 and encodes 237 amino acids. Gene Ontology annotation, biological process: translation. The transcript has a single exon.